AGUACAAUCUGCGUCUGUGUGCGAACUAGGUGUAUGAGGGUUUUAUUUGCAUACUGCGACCGAACAGUACACGUUGCCCCUUCACUCAGUCAGCAGGUGCGCUCUCAGUCAACGCAGAUGGAAUACAUUCUCGAAUACACGGCAGAAUUAUCGUGAAAUACACAUCUACUGUUACCACAAUAUACCGAUGUCAAUGUUACUCUGUCAACAAACUCGUUGCCAUGGUCCUCACUCCGGCUUCUGAUUGAUCAGUCCAUCUUUCUGCAAAUUUUGCAGAGAGAGACAUGCGCGGCCACAGUUAAAUUAACGUUCACGAAAGCUAAAACGGUGACACGUGUGGGUCGCUUCAUUGCGAGGAGAGGAACGAUUUUAUCAUUUAAUGGUGCUGACUCGGCAGGUAGAAGUUGAAAUGGUUUCUAUAUCCCGCCUUGUCAAACGUGUCGUGUUCCUAAUACCGCUUGGCUUCUUCAUCCUGAUAUUUCUAUGGAGUCACAGGAGUAAAGGAAAUGGUGCAGUUUUAAAACGGGAAGAACUUGAACACAGUGAACAAGUCGGACACAGUAAUUCAGAUUUAUCGAGGCGUCCAAACAGGCAAAAAACUGAUUUCCACUCCCCGGCCCAGAUAGCCAUCCAUCCAGAAACCCUUCCACAGAAACACGAUGAACUAACACUGUCAAAACUAAAGAACAAAACGCUGUUAUUCUGGGACUGGAAUUGGAAUCCUCUUGGAUCAAAGUUCUACGACUUAAUGGAGGUGAGGCACUGUCCAGUGAAAGCGUGCAAGCUUACAAAAGACCGAAAUUUGGUGAAUCAAGCAGACGUGGUAUUUUUUCUAAAUGGGCAAUCCACCCCAAAGACAGGUCCAACGUACCGUCACCCUAGCCAGCGGUGGGUUUGGGUGGAGGGGGAGAGCCCCUGUCACUCCCGGCCGCUUGACAAAUCAUGGGAUGGACUCUUCAACUGGACGAUGGUUUACCGCGCAGAUGCAGACGUCUUGUUGCCGUACACAGAGAUAGCCAAGAGAGACACUCCUAUCAAAAAAGAUUACUUUAGUAUUACUAAAUCAAAAAAGAAACUGGUGGCAUGGAUGGUAUCCAACUGCAAAACACCUUCACGCCGCAUGGACUAUGUAAAAGAACUCCAGAAAUACAUAGAAGUGGAUAUAUAUGGAGCGUGUGGUCCCCUGAAAUGUGAACGGUCUGGUAGUUGGGGGUGGGAGACCACGUGUUUGGACCUCUUAGCGAGAGACUACAAAUUUUAUUUAGCAUUCGAAAAUAGCAUAUCUCUGGAUUACGUGACCGAAAAGUUUUAUAAAACCGUGAACAUAGAUAUUGUAGCCGUUACUCGCGGGAAUACAAACUACACGAGGACAGGAAUCCGUCCUGAAUGGCAUAUCAACACCGAUGACUUCAACUCACCUAAAGAAUUAGCUGAAUAUUUACACAUGCUUGAUAAGAAUCCAGAAAAAUAUGUCAAAUAUCUUGAGUGGAAGAACGAGUAUCGUCAGCUUCCAGACCGUGCUUUCUGUCACCUCUGUGAACGCCUGCACUUUCAAGAGGAGCCGCCCAAAUCUUACAGCUGGGAUGAAUUAAAUGCAUUUUUCUGGAAAGAUCACUGUCUCUCUCCAAAAGAUAUAUAACACAUAAUCAAUGGUGAAAUAACUAGUAAUACCGUCCUCGCGUCACUUGGGUGCCUGCAUUAUGGUUUUCCUGUUUUUGUUUUUUAUCAAAAUUAAAAAUUAUCAAAGUGGUCGACGACUUUAAAAAUUACGAGAAAAUGGAUGGGUAGACGUAAGAUGUCAGUGCUCGUAGUGUAAGUUAACUACAACAAAACAAUAUUUGUACGUCGGUCUCCUUUUUAACAUAAUUUAACUGAACAAUAAAAACUGAAAUUUUAAAAACAAACAUUUUCCAAUUAUUGAGUUAUAUUCACGUUGCAAUUUUUCAUGCUGCACAUCGUCAAGUGGUCGAUCGGCACGAAAACAUUUUAUUUUCCUUAAUUAUGCCGCCUUUUAAUUAACUUUUGCUUACACUCUGGUCUGUAAGAGCCCCUAUC
Molecule: messenger RNA, 2055 nt
Organism: Lingula anatina
Lineage: Eukaryota; Metazoa; Brachiopoda; Lingulata; Lingulida; Lingulidae
Product: core alpha-(1,3)-fucosyltransferase-like
Cellular component (GO): membrane
Molecular function (GO): fucosyltransferase activity
Source: RefSeq, a predicted model, not a curated record